ACAACUUAGUAAAAUUAAAUUUAGAUCUUCGAAUAAUUCGAUUUUUUUUAAAAACAUGGAUGAAAGUGUUGCUUUAGAUUCUUCUAGGCAAAAACAUUUUGUGAAAUCAGUCAGAAGUAUUAAAAAGCGACUUAAGAAAACGCAACGCAAAAGCCCAAAAGACAUAGCAGUAAUAGAUGAAGAUGUAGUUGUAAAUAAAGAAAACAAUGAAGUUGGAAAGAAGAAAAAAACAGAAAGGCGUAAUAAAAAAGGCUUGGUUUAUUUAUCCCAUAUCCCACAUGGCUUUUAUGAGGAACAAAUGACUGAAUACUUUAAGCAGUUUGGCGUAGUGACAAAUGCUAGAGUAAUCAGGUCCAGGCGCACCGGCAACUCCAAGGGCUUUGCCUUUGUUGAAUUUAGAGAACCAGAAGUGGCAGAAAUUGUGGCUGAAACAAUGAAUAAUUAUCUUAUGGGAAAAAGAAUAAUUAAAGCGGCAUAUAUCCCACCUCAUAAGCAAAGACUAAACGCUCUUAGAAAAAAUUGGAAUUAUCAAAAUAAUCCAGCAAGUAAUGAAAGACUAAAUCUCAGAAAGAAGCACAAUGAAGUUAAAGAUGAGAAAGAAGAGUUGAAAAUAGCACGGAAACUAUUAUUGACUUUAUCUAAAACUAAAGAAAAACUGAGUGCUCUUGGAAUUGAAUAUGAUUUCUUCAAACCAGUUGAUGUUCCAGAGUCUUUGGUAGAUGAAGUAGAUAAAUUAAAUACAAAGACAGAUGUAAAAUCUAAUAAGCAAGUCAAAAAUGAAUCAAAAGAACUAAAACCAGACGUCACAUCAAAAACAAUUAAAACUGAGCUGGAAGAUGUGAAUGUCCUCGAGAACACUGAUAAAAAAAAGAAAAAACAGCUUAAGAAAAAAAAAGCUGAGAAAACUGAAAAAUCCAUAUCAAAUUUAAUUUCAACCAAGACAGCUACAUCGAUAAAGCGUAAGCUUAAGAAUGAAAGUAAAGAAGAAAAUAAAAUAAGCAGUACAGAAGAGAAGAUAAAAAUAAAGCAAAAGAAGCAACAAAAAGCAGGUAAAAUAGAGAAGGAAGAAAACUUUAUUACUAUUAAGCAAUCCAGUGACAGUGAAAGUAGUUUUGAUUCUGAUGAAUUUGAGAAGACUUUGGAAAUGGAUAGCAGUGAUUUGACAUCUGGUGAUGAAAGUGAUGUCUCACAGGAUGAAGAAAUCCUAGAAUCACCUAAAAAGCAGCAAAAACGAACUCCUAAAGUUGCUAAAAAACAAGGAAAAGCUAAUCCAGAUUUAAGAGCUCCGAAGAAGCAAGACAAAGGAAAUGUUACUACUCAGUCAGUAGUAAAACGGAAAACUACUCAAAGUGCACCAUUAGCUUCUAAAAAAGCGAAAUUUGAGAAGCAACUCGGCAACAGGCAACUGAAUAAAGUGAUCAAGAAACGAAAAUAAUAUUUUUGUUUGUGAUUGUUCAGUUUAAAAUUACUAAAUAAAAAAGUUUCCAAUAAAA
Bicyclus anynana (squinting bush brown) is the source of this 1493-nucleotide messenger RNA. It is a transcript of the gene Nopp34, whose product is annotated as MKI67 FHA domain-interacting nucleolar phosphoprotein-like. Gene Ontology annotation, cellular component: nucleolus. The transcript is spliced from 9 exons. NCBI's taxonomy places the organism in Eukaryota, Metazoa, Arthropoda, Insecta, Lepidoptera, Nymphalidae. The record is from RefSeq and is a predicted model, not a curated record. Gene Ontology annotation, biological process: maturation of LSU-rRNA from tricistronic rRNA transcript (SSU-rRNA, 5.8S rRNA, LSU-rRNA). Gene Ontology annotation, molecular function: RNA binding. The coding region runs from base 56 to 1435 and encodes 459 amino acids.